Messenger RNA from Closterium sp. Naga37s-1, 3735 nucleotides. The record is from the annotation of a GenBank genome assembly. NCBI's taxonomy places the organism in Eukaryota, Viridiplantae, Streptophyta, Zygnematophyceae, Desmidiales, Closteriaceae.
AUGGCUUCGUUACAAGCAUGGGCCAGGGCCAUCACUGACACGCCCAUCAGCGGGUCUCUUUCAGACGCCUUCAGCGCCCUCUCUACCCUCUCCUCCUCACCCUCCUCUUCUAUCCACCCCAGGGCCAUCACAGACACGCCCAUCAGCGGGUUCCGGUCUCUUCCAGACGCCUUCAGCGCCCUCUCCUCCCUCACAGCGCUGACCAUCACAGACACGCCCAUCACCGGCUCUCUUCCAGAUGCCUUCAGUGCCCUCUCCUCCUUCACAGCACUCACUUACUUCCCCCUUGCCCUGCUGCCCUCCCAUCCCUCCCUCCCAUCCCUCCCUCCCAUCCCUCCCUCCCAUCCCUACCUCCCAUCCCUCCCUCUCAUCCCUCCCUCCCAUCCCUCCCUCCCGCCCCCCCCGUCCCUCCUGUCACCCCGCUUUUUCGUACUCCCUCCCCUCACCCCAAUCCGCAACACUGCCCAUUGUGGCCUUUUCUUGGCCUUGCCAAGCACCUUACUCCCCCCUUGCCCUGCCGCCCUCCUAUCCCUCCCUCCCAUCCCCCCUCUCAUCUCUCCCUCCCAUCCCUCCCUCCCUCCCCUCCCGUCCCUCCUGCCACCCCGAUUUUUCGUACUCCCUCCCCUCACCCCAAUCCGCAACACUGCCCAUUGUGGCCUUUUCUUGGCCUUGCCAAGCACCUUACUCCCCCCUUGCCCUGCUGCCCUCCCAUCCCUCCCUCCCAUACCUCCCUCCCAUCCCUCCCUCCCACCCCUCCCUCCCCUCCCCAGCACCAUACGCAACACCACCCUGGCGGGUCCUCUCCCAUCUGCACUGCAGUCUCUCUCAGCGCUUCAGUACCUCAAGAUAGGCAACUGGCACCUCAACGGGUCUAUUCCCGGUGAUAUAGGCAACCUGAAGGCGCUCACUUUCCUCGAGCUGCAAGGGGCGGAUAUGGAUGGGCCCUUUCCAGAGUCCGUCACUCAACUCACCAACCUUGAAAGCCAAUCACUGUCCCCCUCUCACUCCCUCCCUCUCCCCCCUUCCCCCUGCCUCUCCCCCCUCCAUGAGCUACAAGGGGCGAACAUGGACGGGCCCUUUCCAGACUCUGUCACCCAGCCGCACACCCAAUGCUUUGUACCUGCUCACCCCUUCCUUCCACCCCCUCUCUUCCUCCCGUUCCCCCCUCCAGUGAACUACAAGGGGCGAACAUGGACGGGCCCUUUCCAGACUCUGUCACCCAGCCGCACACCCAAUGCUUUGUACCUGCUCACCCCUUCCUUCCACCCCCUCUCUUCCUCCCGUUCCCCCCUCCAUGAGCUGCAAGGGGCGGAUAUGGAUGGGCCCUUCCCAGAGUCCGUCACUCGACUCACCAACCUUGUCACUGCCCCCCUCUCACCCCCUCCCUCUCCCCCCUUCCCCUUGCCUCUUCUCCCCCAGGGAGCUGCAAGGGGCGGACAUGGAUGGGCCCUUCCCAGAGUCCGUCACCCAACUCACCAACCUGGAACUCUUUGGGGUGCACAGGAACCGUCUGUCAGGCCGCAUCCCAUCCACUCUCGGUCGAUUGACUGCCCUCGUACGACUCGCCAACCAUCUCACCAGCACUCAGCACUGUUCCGCCAUCCCCUGCUAACCUCCUCCCCCAUCUCCACCCCCCAUCUCCACCCCCCAUCUCCACCCCCCAUCCCCUACCCCCAUCCCAUCCCCCAUCCUUCUUCCCCAAUCCUUCCACCCAUCCUCACUCUCAGUAACCUAAGCGCCAACCAUCUCACUGGCAUUGUGCCUUCAUCCUUUGCUCACCUCCUCCCCUAUCUCCACCCACCAUCCGCUCCCCCCACCCAUCCCAUCCCCCAUCCUUCUUCCCCAAUCCCUCCACCCAUCCUCACUCUCAGUAACCUAAGCGCCAACCAUCUCACUGGCAUUGUGCCUUCAUCCUUUGCUCACCUCCUCCCCUAUCUCCACCCACCAUCCGCUCCCCCCACCCAUCCCAUCCCCCAUCCUUCUUCCCCAAUCCUUCCACCCAUCCUCACUCUCAGUAACCUAAGCGCCAACCAUCUCACUGGCAUUGUGCCUUCAUCCUUUGCUCACCUCCUCCCCUAUCUCCACCCACCAUCCGCUCCCCCCACCCAUCCCAUCCCCCAUCCUUCUUCCCCAAUCCCUCCACCCAUCCUCACUCUCAGUAACCUAAGCGCCAACCAUCUCACUGGCAUUGUGCCUUCAUCCUUUGCUCACCUCCUCCCCUAUCUCCACCCACCAUCCGCUCCCCCCACCCAUCCCAUCCCCCAUCCUUCUUUCCCAAUCCCUCCACCCAUCCUCACUCUCAGUAACCUAAGCGCCAACCAUCUCACUUGCAUUGUGCCUUCAUCCUUUGCUCACCUCCUCCCCUAUCUCCGCCCACCAUCCGCUCCCCCCACCCAUCCCAUUCCCCAUCCUCUCCCUCCAUUCCCUCCACCCAUCCUCACUCUCAGUAACCUAAGCGCCAACCAUCUCACUGGCUCCGUGCCAUCAUCUCUUGCGAACCUCACUAGAGCCACCGUUCUGGACUUUUCAAAGAAUCCGCUCAAGGGCUCCCUCCCUCCUGCCUUUGGCGCAUUGAGCAGCCUUGCAAACAUGUCUCUCUAUGGCACAUGGCUUGAGUGUCCCACCAACCAACCAUGCGGGGAGGAGCAGACCCAUUGGUCUCUCUAUGGUACAUGGCUUGAGUGUCCCACCAACCAACCAUGCGGGGUGGAUCAGACUCCCCACUCGGCCUUCUGCCAGCUCUGCUCGGGCUUCUGCAGAGAGUGCAGCGCCUAUGCGGCGAUUGGAGCAGGGGCGCUUGUCAUUGCAUGUCUCGCCCUGAUUUGCAUCCUCGUUAAAGGCAGACCCGCUACAGGGCCCAACUCAGCUGGGUCUCUUGUCAUAGCCUGUCUUGCCAUCCUCGUCAAAGGCAGACCCGCUACUGGGCCCAACUCAGCUGGCCUGUUCCGGCGCUACAGCCUGAGCGAGGUGCUACAGGCGACGGACAGCUGGGCGAGCUACAACCACCUGGGCAGCGGAGGCUAUGGGGACGUCCUGAAUGAGGUGCUACAGGCGACGGACAACUGGGCGAGCUACAACCACCUGGGCAGCGGAGGCUAUGGGGACGUGUACAAGGGGGUUCCGCCCAGUGCGAGAGUGGGCGGCGGAGGGGGCGGAGUGGGCGGAAUGGGGGGAGUGGGGGGAGAUAGUGGCGAAGCAGGUGUGACAGGGGCGAGUGUGAACGUGAGAGGGAGUGGGAGGGGAAGUGGGAGGGGAAGUGUGUGGGGGAGUAAGAGAGGAGGGGGUGGAGAGGGGGAGGUGGGGAUUACAGUGGACGCGGGAGAGCCACAGGUGUGGGCGGUGAAGCGAGCCAAGAUACGCACCAACGAUUUCCACAAGGAGGUAGAGCUGAUGGCGAGCAAGCAUCACCCACAUCUCGUCCGUCUGCUGGGGUACUGCGUCACAACAGACACCAAGACUCACUCCUUACCACCUGCCCCCAAACACUCCCCCCUCUCUCCUCCCGCUCCCCUCCUUCCCCCGCUCCUCCUGCACAGCAAGCAUCACCCCCAUCUCGUCCGUCUGCUGGGGUACUGUGUUACAACAGACGCCAAGACGCACGAGCAGGAGCAGAUCAUCAUCUAUGAGUUCAUGGAGAAUGGGGAUUUGGAACGAGAGCAGCACGAGCAGGAGCAGAUCAUCAUCGACGAGUUCAUGGAGAAUGGGGACCUGGAACGAGUUUUGAGAAGUGAGUAG